Molecule: messenger RNA, 1327 nt
Organism: Manihot esculenta (cassava)
Lineage: Eukaryota; Viridiplantae; Streptophyta; Magnoliopsida; Malpighiales; Euphorbiaceae
Exons: 1
Coding region: 534-1025 (163 amino acids)
Source: RefSeq, a predicted model, not a curated record
GGACCACGCAAAAUCUCUCUGCUUCCCUGUCUUCCCUCUUUCUCUCUAUCUCUUCUUUCUAUUUCUAUUGGCUAUUACUCCCUAUUUCCUCACUCCGCAUUCCGCAACACAGCGUUUUCUCCAUCACUCUGAUACUUCUGGUCAAUACUCACCAAACCCAUUAAUUCCAUAGAAAAUAUUUAAUUUUCUCGGCUUCAAAAUCCCUCAGAAUCCGAUUUUAUUCCCUUACUUUUUAAUUCUCUCUCUCUCUCUUCCUCUUUCGUCCGUUUCACCCCUUCCUCUCUCUCUCUCUCCCUACCUUGUCGCCUUCCGGUUACCGUUUUCUUGGUUUUGAAUUUUCGACACCACAAUCACAAUGGUUGAUCGGGAAACUCUUCUCUCCGAAAAUCCUAGGGAAUCCGAGAAACCCAUUUUCUAAUUCCUCUGCAUUCUCCUGCUUUCUUUCACGAGAGGAAAAAUAACGCAUCUAAGAAAAACAAAAAAUAAGGAAAAAUUUUUGGUUUGCUUUUCUCACUCGUUCGAGAUCAAUCAACAUGACUCCCGAGGUUCGAUUCCGAUCGCCGUCGCCAAACGGCAAGAGUCGGUCUUCAUUAGAGGAGAAACCGACCGAUUUGAAAACGACAACGAAUGGAGAGAAAAGUGUGAAAAUCAAGCGGUUCGGAGAGGUUGCGGGUGGGACAGCCGCAGAAUGUGCGGCGGUGUGUUGUUGCUGUCCAUGUACGCUGAUGAACCUUUUGGUCUUAGCGAUUUUCAAGAUGCCGGCUUGUAUCUGCCGGAAGGCGAAGAAACGACACCGUCUGGGCAGAAAGCAGCGGUCGUUGUUGGUCCACGCUGGUAGAGAUGACAGGGACGGAGGGGAAUUAGAGGGGGAAUUGCAAGCGAAAGAGAAACAAAAAGCCACUGGCGUUGGUGAUGACGAUGACGAUGGAAAAACUGCUGCCGUUGAUCUAGAAAAGGAGAUGUUGGACCGUUUCUAUGCAACUGGGUUUUGGAGAAGCCCAUCUCAAAGAAGUACGUCAUCGUGAUGAUGAAGACGGCUGAGAGAGAGAGAGAGAGAGAGAGAGAGGGUGAGUAAGGCCUGAGGAUACGAUGAGAAUGAGAGAAGAUGCAAUGUGGGGCCCAAAAUUUACAUGAAAUUGGCAUGAUUGGCCAUGUGGAGGGGAGGCUUGCCAAAGGUCGAAGAAGGUAAAUAUGAGAUAUGACUUCAUCUUAAGAGCCUGGGUCUCAGUAUAUUGCUUCUUGUUUUAUUUUCCCUUUGGUGUAAUUUAUGUGAAAUAUCUUCUUUUCAUUUAAUAAAAUAAAUGAAAAAGAAGAACAACUUCUGAUA